GGUGAAUAGCUGCAGGAGAGAGCAGGAUAACAGAGCAGCUCAUUCAGCAUAGUGUUAGGAGAGAAACAAUUACCAAUAUUAUUAUAAAACGUAUUAUCAUUGGUAAUAGUAGGAGUGAGUGGUGUUGACAACCACACAUAGGCAAUGAUUGGAGUUUGAACAUGAAAUAUGACUUUAUGAGGAAUUUCAGAUGUUCAGGCAGGUGGAGGAGGGGAUGGUGUGCCUCAGCGACAAAGAGUCUUUCAUCUAGUCAUACACUGAAGCCCCUGCUUCCCACCCUCUGCCUGGUGGCCGUGGUGAUAUAUGGCCUGGUUGACAAACUCCGAAACUUUGUGGCCGGCAUCUUCAUCCCUCAGUACCACUACACGUAUGCAGUGUCUCUCUGCUUUGCCCAGGUUCUGGUCACUCUCUUAGUCUUAAAUCUCCUCCAUGUCCUGGAUCUGGUGCCUUUGAAGCAGUACUCCAGGUCCCUGGGUGAGAGGGUGCUGGUGCCUGCUAUCUGUAACAGCAUCCAUGCUGUGCUGGCCAUGUGGGCCAAGGCUAGUGGCUCGUACGCCGGCCUCUACCCCCUCACCCUGCCUCUGCUGCCCAUAGUAACCGUGGGCUUUACUUUCUACCUCAAACUGGCAUCCCCACCAUCUAUCAACAUCUCUGCUCUGAUUUCCAUCCUGAGUGGGACAUCUUUUGUCAUCACAGCCUCACAGGGUCUGGCAGAUAUUGAGCCUCUGGAGUACAUGUAUGCACCUCUGGCUUUAAUCCUCCACAGUCUUUCUCUGACUUGGCUGGCUAAAGUAUCUGAGGCUGAGCCCCUCCACUCCCCUGAUGCCCAAGCUUCCAUUUUUGACAUCUAUUACACCCAGCUGGUCAACCAGAGCUGGGUGCUAGGCCUCCUGUGGCUGCUGCACCCGGACAGUCCCUGGCAGGUGUUGAGUCAGGGCAGCUGGCACAGCCUGCUCUUUGAUGGAUACCUGCUCGCUAUUCUCCUGCUGGGGAUGCUACUGAACUUCCUGGUUGGUAUAUCGGCUCUGUGUGUCUCCCCACUCGCUGCUGCACUGCUAUACUCAGCGAGGCAGGUGGUACAGCCGUUUUCCCAACUGUUGUAGUUUCAAAAGGACUGAGAAAAAUGAUUGACUGUGAAUUACACACAUUGGAUAUUAUUCUACAUCAGUGACCACGGUGUCAUUUUAUUCUGUGGGGAAUAACAAGUUCUUCUUUCUUCUGUUCACAGUAACAUGACCUGUGCUACUGAGGCACUUUCUCUUACAUAAUAUGGUCAGCUGAGAUUAAAUACAGAAUGUCAGCAUAGAAGCAACAUGCAUGCAGUAAUUGUAAUCUUGAUAGCAUAUUGCAAACAUAUAACAAGUGAAUUAUUUACAGUCUAAAAGUCAAAAGUCUAAACAAAGACCAGUAUUUAUUUUUGUUUUCGUUUUCUUUUCUGAAACAGAUUUUCCAGGGGGCACUAAAAUGAACACGCCCGGACAGACCUGGGACACGUUAUUUGUUGCCAUGGUUUGUGGCUCAUCAGAAUCUGAAUCAGAAUCAGAAAUACUUUAUUAAUCCCCGAGGGGAAACUCUUUUGUUACAGCAGCUCACUAUCACGUCAGUGCACACAGGAAUAGAAGU
Molecule: messenger RNA, 1623 nt
Organism: Siniperca chuatsi (mandarin fish)
Lineage: Eukaryota; Metazoa; Chordata; Actinopteri; Centrarchiformes; Sinipercidae
Exons: 4
Coding region: 162-1103 (313 amino acids)
Source: RefSeq, a predicted model, not a curated record